AUGGAGCUGUGGUCGCCGGUGGCCGAGAUAAUCCGGAGAUCUAGUGAACCGUCUCAAUGUCUGGUCCAGUCCGGCGAUGGAGCGAGGCAACAAGGCAUGUGCGGCGAGAUCGUUCCGGCAAUGCACCGUUUAGGUGAGUCGGAUAUAUGGUCCGCUUUUGGUUUAGGACCGGAACAACGAAAGCCGGGGAUAUUGAGUCUUUCUGAUGAUGCGUCUCCGGGUGUAGUUGUUCUCGUGUCGCUUAGAGUCUGUGUAGGUGGUCAAAGAGAUGAUAAUAUUCUGAUUUGUGGAGUAUUAUCUAUCUCAUUGUGGUUUAAAAAUGCAAUGGUUCCUCGAUCAGGUAGCGCUGGAUCCGAUAGUGUUUCAGCGUGA
Molecule: messenger RNA, 372 nt
Organism: Arabidopsis thaliana (thale cress)
Lineage: Eukaryota; Viridiplantae; Streptophyta; Magnoliopsida; Brassicales; Brassicaceae
Exons: 3
Coding region: 1-372 (123 amino acids)
Source: RefSeq, marked reviewed